UACGUGCACACCAAACCCUAUCAUUUAUCUUCCAUUCUUUGUUGUAGAACUCAUUAUGAAAAAUUAAUCAGUAAAGUUAUAUUUUCUUUCUCAAAUUUCUGUUCUUCCCAAUCCAAUCUCUAUCCUUAGAGAUUCUGAGUUGUUUCUGUGCUAAUUUGUAAGGCAUGUCCUUACAAUUGGUAUUAGAGCACUCUUUCCUGAGUGACCUUACCAUGAAAAAUCAAGCAGAAAUCAAAGAAUUUACCAGUAGAGUUGAUAUCUUAGAACACGAUAUAUAUGAAGCCAGAAUAGCAUUAUACCAUGAAUUAUUCGAUUUGAGAAUGAAGUCUAUAAGUCUAAUCUGGGAUAAAAAUUCACCAGAUCAUGAUUUCAAUCAUCUACAAAUUGAUAUUCUCAUUUCCAUCACCGAGAAAAAGUUGGAGUCUCUACAAAUUGAGGAGGUUGGGGAUCCGGAAGCUAAGAAGAUGGAGGAUGAGGUUAUGAUGGAAGAAAUGAUAACUGAUGUUAAUCAAAACUCUUCAAUUCCAUCAGAGGAAGCAUGAGACGAUUCUCUCAAUCUGGAAUUCGUGAUUAAUUCGUCGUUUUUUUUCGAUGAAGAAAAAGACGAUUCAACCACUGAUGCAGUCAGAUUAAUUCCUUCUAAAAUCGACGGAGCUGGGGAUGUUGGUGAAAUUCAGAAAGGGGAUUCAAGGUUCCUAGCCUACCAGGAAGGUAAACCCUUCAUUUUUGAAAGUAAAUUCCCUAGUGCCGAAUAGGGUUUCAUAGUGAGAAAGGUUCCGAAAAUUGAGAUGUCAUCCAUCUUAUUCAUAUCUGGAAUUACUUUUUAUAUAUGUUGUUUUACCUAGUUCUGAUUCUGGCCGUGUGUUAUUUAAUCGUGGGAAAUAUCUUGAAGUUGUUGAAAGGUAUCCUUAUUGUGUUAGAAGCAGUUCUAAGUUCAGUUUUGAUAUGCUUACUUCUUGCUUGGUUAAUUUUUAUGGGUCAGUUCUAAUGAAUGAUUAUGAUGGAAAAUGUGUUAAUGAGAUGGUUUGUUAACAUGGGUACUGGUCAGAUUUGAUGUUCAGUGAAACAAUUCCUGGUAUAGUAACUAAAGUGGCGUUGUUGGUACUGCUCGGAUAUAUUUUAUUAAAAUGUCUGACAGUGUAGAUUGGAGUUUGAGCUAUAGCAGAGCUGAUUUUCUUCUAAAACUUCAAAGGGGUCUGGAGAGUUACAAUUCUUCUGUUGAUAAAUGUCCCUUCCUUAAAUUCGAUUCUAUUCGCAUUGUGUUUGAUCCGGUAAAGAAAAUUGAUGUACUAAGAAGUGGGAAUUAUGUAUAUGAGCUAAUUCUGGGAGUCUGGUACUGUUUUGAAGUGCUAUUUGAGUAUUUGUAUAUGUUUUUGUUUGGUAUAAAUGGUGAUAGUGGAAAUGCUAGUAUGCUGGUUGGUAAAAUAAUGCAGCUAGAAUGUGCUCCUAGGGAUAAACUGAUACUCCAUUCGACAAGGAACAACAAGCCUGGUAAUGAAUGGAGUUUACGUGGCCAGGAAUCCCUUAAAAGGGUAGUGGGAAUCAAAAAGAUGUUUGUAAAGACAAAUGGUAGUGGUUUAAAAUGGGUUUUCAUGCUAAUACUUGGGUCACCAAGCCUUAUCAUUUGUGGCAGUAAUGCUGGGAGUUCCAACAAAGUGGAAUCAUAUGAAUGGGGAUGGGGUAUCUUGAACAGAGUCGUAAAAGCUGAGGAAAUGAGUGUUGAUGGUGCUCUACCUUGUACUCAAAGGGUUCAAGACAAUAUUGAAACAAGAAGGGUUAAAGAUGUGAUUGCAAGAGUUAUGAGAGCUCUGUAUAAAGAAGAUUAUACUAUAAACUUGCAGUUGAGAUGUGUUUUACUUGUUCAGCGUAUGCUUAUUUUGGUCACUGCUCAACAUCUAGCACGUUGGUGGCGGGACAAAAUGCAUUCUAGCAGAGUAGCAAUGUUAGUUAAAGCCCAAGGAUUUCAUAGUAGUCUCCUGAACCACGGUGAUGGACUUGCGUAUUAUAUGAUGAAGUAUUUCACACAGGAAGUCCGAACUUCACGGUUAAAUCUCUGAAGCCUAUUCGUGAUGAUACCCUAACUCAUUUUCCUUCAUACACAAUCAGGUUUACCAAGGAAUAUUUCCAAAUUCUACACUACUUCUUGUUUGUUUAUUUGUAAUGGGUUGUUUUUCAUGGAUGCUUAUGAGCUAAUUUUGGAAUUUGGACACCAUUUGGGGUGGUUAAUUGGGAUCUCAAAGGUGUUUUUGUUCGUUACAAAUGGUGGCAGCAUAGAGGCUUGCGAAUUAAUUGAUGAAUCCAUGCAGCAAGUUCUCUUUACUAUUUUGAGACUUCAUGUGACAAAGGAAAAUAAAUCUGAUAAUGCACAAGGAACUUCUUAUCAGUUGCUGGUUGGAUGUCAUAUUCAAAUGAAAGGAGCUUCGCAAGGGUUCACGCAGAUGGAACACUCUUCCCAGUUAGUGUUAUGCUUCUGGUAUGGGAACUGACCAUUCUACAGAAAUACAACUAUUUGGUUUUCUCAUCUCAGUUUGGUUUCAUUGUAUUCACUCUCGGAUUAUGGAGUACGGCAAUUACCAAUGGUUAUAUACUAGUUAUCGUUGAGUUUCCACUGGGAGUACCUAGCUCUAUGGGCUGUGGGAGUAUUAGAUGGUGGGAGUAUCAUCAGAUUUGGCGGGGACUUAUAAAAAACUCAAAUGUGGAGUUGUUACUUACUCAAUACAGAGACGAACAUAGAGAAAUGGGUUUGGAACCAAGUACUCCCAAUAAACAAAAUCACCACAACAUAAGAAUUGCCACUGCCGUAUGGGGUGUUGGUGCUGAGGGCUGUAGUAUUUAAGCUGGUUAUCUUAUUGGAAAUCGUCAACAUUGUUCCUUCUUGGAGUUCAGUCCUCCAUCUUCAGUUUACACAGCUAAUUGUGCAGGUGAAACUUACUGCUUCCUUACUGCAGUGACUCUUGUUUUUGUAGUCUUGCAAAUGAGUUUAGUGGGAGGUAACAACAAUGGCAAAUUAAAAUUAUGGUGUCACCACUUGUCGACAAAAGGCCAAAAGCAGCUGAAGACCAACAAGAAGUUGGCUUUCCAAGAAAAGGAACGCAGGUGAUAGUUUUUAUGUUAGUAGAGAAGGCAGGUUUAAGACUACAUCUUCACAUACAAUUUCAUCGCAAAAAAUUUAAUACGAAUAUGCUUGUUAAUACCUCAACUGAUAGUAGAGAAAUUCUUCUUGCGCUGAAAGAUGGAACAUCGAUUAUUUUUGAAGGACAACCAAGCUUGAUGCAUUCCAUUCAGUUGAGUGGUUUCCAGCAUUUCAUGGACCUAGGUCAUGACGUUGUGAAGUUCAUAAUUGCAACAACAUUUGGAUAGAGCUGCAAGUCGGCAACAGAUCUGUUCUUUAUGGGUCGAGCUCAUUUCAUAUCCUUGAGGACAAGGAUAAAUGGAAGGAGUGGGAUUUUUCAGGACCCAACCUUGGUCUGACAAGUUCAGUUAAGGGACACCUGGUUAUGGGGUGCUAGUAGUCUGUUUAGUUUAAUUAGUAGUUAAUUAAUCAUUAUUAUUAGUUGCUAAGUAGGAUUAGUAGAGUGUGUGUGUGAGUGGCACACGUGCACACGAAACCCUAUCAUUUAUCUUCCAUUAUUUGUUGUAGAACUCAUUAUGAAAAAUUAAUCAGUAAAGUUAUCUUUU
This is a messenger RNA of Papaver somniferum (opium poppy), 3678 nucleotides long. RefSeq lists its product as uncharacterized. The transcript is spliced from 2 exons. The coding region runs from base 1128 to 2057 and encodes 309 amino acids. The record is from RefSeq and is a predicted model, not a curated record. NCBI's taxonomy places the organism in Eukaryota, Viridiplantae, Streptophyta, Magnoliopsida, Ranunculales, Papaveraceae.